UAUUCAGAAGUCAUCCACAUCGGACGUCCUCCAGAGACUUAUUUUCUCUCGCAAAGACUUUGGAGCGGGCAGCACGUGAAAGUUUGCAAUGUGAGCCUGUGUGUCCAUCUGACUUUAUGUGAUUUUUGUGCUAACUCCAACACUGCUGCGUGUGAAAAUAGAGGAAGCAGGAUGAGGGAGAAACUACCUGAGAUUGUCUUUAUUCUCGCCAUAGUGGUGGAUUUUAUCUGUGGACAAGAUUACCCCGACACUGUGGUUCAGCACCGAACAAAUAGACGACGACAUCAUCGACACAGAGGGGUACUGCAACUGGGUCGUAUUGUGGAGGACUCAGAACCAAGAUCGAUUCCACUCUACGAGGCCACUGAUAUCGACAAUGAGAUUAUCAUGGAGCCAAUCAAUGUACCACACUCCACCGAGGAGCUACUACACACCCACUUUGCUACCACCUCAGAGGACUCAGAUGGUGGAACAGCACCCUUUGUCGAUGCCCAUCCACGGAAGGUGCCGUCGCGUCAUUCGCGGAAGCAUCACCAUCAUCGGCAUUUGGAGCACCGACGGCAGCGGAAGCGGAAAAAAGCCCGACUAAAGGAGUUGGAUGAGAUGCGGAAGAAGGUGGCGCGUGAGGAACGGAGAUGGUGGCGGAAGCGCAAGAAGGAGCUUCAAUUCGAGGAGAUGUUCUUCGAUCAGGAGACUCACAAUCCCAACAUUAUUCCCCCAAUGAAUACCGAUGCACCGUGUACAAAAACAACCCCCGAUUCGCAGGAGAGCCGCAUGAAUUUGACCAGCAGCCGAAUUGAUCACUUCCGCUACCAUCGUGUCACAUCUGAUGGCAACAUUAGUCACCAAGGGGAGGGUCAUGCUCUGCCCUUUGUCGCAAUCACUGACCCACGACCACGCGAAGGAAUUGCGCACAAAUCGCCACCCCCAAAGAGUGAAGUGUCGUCGUAAGGGUUGAAUGGGGGUAGUCUUUUUUCCUUUCUUUUCAAAUAAAACUCUCUGUGUGUACUGAAGGCAGGAAAAAAGGAAAAAAAAAGUUUUUGAUUUUGCCCCUGAAAGUUUUAGCUCGAGGAACUUUUACAGGCUUUUCCGGGAGAAAAGGACAUAAGAAUUUAUUUGUUCAAAAAAUUAUUCAAUAAAUAAAUUGAAUUUUUUACGCUUCCAAGGAUUUUUAUUUUAAAAACAAUUUUUAAUAAGCUUUUAAAGCUCUUUAUUCAUGAUUUUUUUUGUAUAAUUGUAAUCUCUUUUAAUCGGGAUUUGAUAUUUUUAAUUUUACGCCUGGAUAUUAUUAAAAUUUAAUAAAAAUAAUAAAUUCUCUUUUUUUCAAUUUGUCUAAAAAGCUCUUAAAAAUAAAAUGAACAAACAAAAUCAAUUGUACGGAUUUUGUAUGAUUAUAAAUUGCUAUUAAAAAAUAAAAUUGCAAAUUAUCGAAUAUUUUAUUCAUCAUCAAAAAUAUUUUAUUAACAAUAAAUUCAUUAUUACGGCAAUUUAUUUUAUUGACAAAUAUUUAAUGAGAAAAAUGAAAGUGUUCAUGAGCCCUGACAAUAUAAACUUCAUUAAAAUGAGUAUGGUCAGUUGCUUCUUUUUUUUUUAAUUAAUAAUUAAUUUGAUUGAAGUUUUUAACAGAGUAAUAAUUGAGUUAAUAAAAGGCAAAUAAAUUUCAUUAUUUGUAUUAAUUAAAAUACAUAGAUUAAUAUCAAAUGUUAUCAAAUAUUUAAUUGAAAAUUAUCAUGUCAUAUAAUUUUAAUUGAGAAUUAUUGUUUGAUUGAAGCAUAAGCUCUAUUGAUUUAUUAACUGUUGUGAUGUUUCGGAGAAUUUUAUCUUCUUCUUCGGGCACUUUUUCUUUAAAUUAAUUUCUCUAUCUAUUAUUUCCUUUUAGCAUUAAAUCAUAGCUAAAAGAGUUCAAAUUGUAUUUAAAAGCAAAAUUUUCAGUUCAACGUCUCUAGAAUAAAAAAAUCUGUUGUUGAAUUUAAUUUUUACUCAACUCAUUCAACUUUUUCUCCCAUUGAAGUUGAUUUUCAGUUCAUUAAAAAAAAAAGAAAAACAUUUUUUCCCUCAUUCAUUGGCCAAAAGCCAUAUGAUGCAUUAAAAAUAGAAACACAACAUAAACUUACCAAGAGUUCUGUCCUUCCGUGUAAUGGCGUUAAAAAUGUAUAAAACACACCACAUUGUAGAAUGGUAGCAGAAAAAAAACUCUGCUCUGAAAAUAAAUGAAUAGUAAAUUUGUAUUGAUUUUCA
Messenger RNA from Lutzomyia longipalpis, 2238 nucleotides. RefSeq lists its product as uncharacterized. Lineage: Eukaryota; Metazoa; Arthropoda; Insecta; Diptera; Psychodidae. The record is from RefSeq and is a predicted model, not a curated record. The coding region runs from base 172 to 951 and encodes 259 amino acids. The transcript has 4 exons.